AUAGCCAGGAGACGCCGGUCAGUUUCCGGUUGACGUGUAAUGGCCGACAAACAGAAAAAAGAAACAACACCGCCGCCUUUGCUGCUUAUGCCGGCUGGUGGUGGUCUAACUCUUACUCCACCUGACCAGCCAAGUCUUUAUAUGCCGGUCGUACAAUCUGAACCCACUCUCUUUGGUGCAGAUGAUGGGCUUGGCGAGGCAGACAGCUUUGUUGGUCAAUCACCCCCUCAACCAGUAGGUGUUCCACCAACCUCAACAGUGUUAAAAAGUAACUCUGUCCCACAGAUUGGUCCUGGAACCCCAGUUAGACCUCAGGCUAGUCGACCACCCCAAAACAUGAUGCCACCACUGGCACCCACUUCACAGGUUCCUUCAUCAGGAAGCACCAUGUCUACGGUUCCACCUAUGCCUAAUGCAAGUGGUUUAUCAAGUUUGUAUCGCAAGCAUGGCUCUAGCAGAUAUGCUCCAAUGCCAUCUGGGACAUACUCCACCAACUCACCAGCCAAUUUGAUGUCAAAUCCCCCAGCUCCCACACCUUUCUCACAAAAUUUCACAGAAGCUGCCAUGCUUGAACCGUCAUCGUCCACACCUAAUAUUCCUCCAGCGACGCUACCCCCUCAGCCAAGUAUUGGUCAACUACCUGGCAUGGGAUAUGUUGCUAAUGCUACAGGUACAUAUAUCCCAGUAGCCCAUCACUGGUGCUUUUGUAAGAAUGUUGAAGGACGUGACAUAUGGUAUCCAUUGUCAAUGGCAGAUAAUCUUGCUUUGGAGGAUGCUUUUAAAUCAGGUCAAGAGAGUACUUUAGUGAGUACAGAUGGUGGGAGAUAUGACGUGAAUCUGUCAGAGAGACGUCGUUAUGCUGUGUUCUGGGAAGAAGAGCCGAAGGUCAUUCAGAGAUGUAGCUGGUUCUAUAAACGAGAGGGGGACAACCGCUAUGUUCCAUAUGAAGAAAAAUUUGCUCUUCGCUUAGAGGAAGAAUAUAAGACAGCAGUUACUAGUGGAGUUUGGCAUAAACCGAUACAGUUUGAGGGUGGAGAGUCGGUUGUGAUGCAUAACCCUACAGUAAUGGUACAUUAUCAGGCCUCGUCCCAGCCUGACGAGUGGGGAACUGUCCAGGGUGUCAACAUAGGGUCACCUGAGGGUGAACAGAUGCGUCCACGUGUUGUGAAGAGGGGAGUUGAAGAUUUUGAAUCAGUAGACGAGGGGGAGUCAAGACAGGUGGAUCAUCUAGUGUUUGUUGUACAUGGUAUUGGUAGUACAUGUGACUUCAGGUUCAGAAGUAUUGUAGAAUGUGUUGAUGAUUUCCGAUCAAUAUCUAAAAGUUUGUUGUCUAGUCAUUUUACACAGUAUGUAGAUAGCAAUAGAAUAGGUCGUGUCGAGUUUCUACCUAUACACUGGCAUACAGCACUACACGGUGAUGCUACAGGAAUUGACAAGAGAAUAAAGGCCAUAACAUUACAGAGUAUAUCAAAGUUACGAAAUUUUGUCAACGAUACAGUGUUAGAUGUAUUAUUCUAUACUAGUCCUACAUACUGUCAGUGUAUAGCAGAUACAGUAGGACAAGAAAUUAACAGAUUGUAUGAUUUAUUCCUGACAAGACAUCCAAACUUCUCAGGUGGCGUGUCAGUGGCAGGACAUAGUUUAGGGUCGUGUAUACUAUUUGACCUACUGCAUAAUCAAGCGGACCCGACAAUGACCCCUGACAGAAAUUCAGAGUUGAGCAAUGGUAGUCGAGAACUGUCCAGGGAACCUACACCUCAGCCAUCAUUUACUAGUCAAACAGAGAGUGAAGUUGAGCCAACUGAGACUGGGGACCAAUUACAAGAGGAAGAUUCUACUCUAACACUGGCCGAAUUGCUGUCAAAAGUUGGAUUACAAGAAAAACUGUCAUUGUUUGAGCAGGAACAGAUUGAUAUGGAGUCAUUGAUAAUGUGUAGUGAAUCUGAUCUGAAAGAUCUUGGUUUACCGAUGGGUCCCAGGAAGAAAUUACAGGGUAUUCUCAAAGAUGAACAAAUGAAAAAAGACACGAAACAGAGAAAUGAGGUGAAGAAGGCCAAACAGGCCGAAGACGCCAGAAUACGAGAGCAACUUGCCGCAGAGAUGGCACUUCAACAACAGCAACAACAAGUAAAUCCACAUAAAUCUUCAAGUUUAUCGGUGGACUACAUUAUGGGUGUUGGGGGCACUGGCCAGCCUCACAUUAAGUUUACCCAGCUCAAGUUCAAUCCUGUAUGUUGUUUUGCUCUCGGUUCUCCAGUGGGGAUGUUCCUGUCCGCACGAGGAGUUGAAAAUAUAGGAGAAGAUUUUAAACUUCCAACGUGUCAAAAAUACUUCAACAUAUUUCAUCCAUUUGACCCAGUGGCAUACAGGUUAGAACCACUUAUUAACCCAUCUAUAGGUAAUAUGAAACCAGUCCUGAUGCCACAUCAUAAAGGAAGAAAACGUCUACAUUUAGAAUUAAAGGAGAGUUUAGCUAGAAUGGGUACAGACAUUAAACAGAAGAUCAUCGAUUCAGUGAGAUCGACGUGGACAUCUAUAAAUAACUUUGCACGCGCGCACCAGUCCGAUGGGAGUAGUAUAGAGCAGCAGGUGGAGUCGGAGAUGUCACAGAUCAGUAGACAGCUAGAGGAUGACGACAGAUCUGAUACGGCUUCUGUAACGUCUGGCUUCGAGGAGGAUAUAUACGUAGGACAACUUAACGAGGGUAGACGAGUAGAUUAUGUGUUGCAAGAGAGACCUAUAGAAAGUUUUAACGACUACGUCUUCUCCCUUACUAGUCAUGGUUGUUACUGGAACUCUGAGGAUACUAUGCUAUUGGUGCUGAAGGAGAUUUAUGCAUUAUAUGGAAUUUCACCACAAAUACCUGGUGCCGAUUCACAAGCCGCUCAGAGACAAAGAGUGGGACCUCCUCCCAAAGGGCAAUUCCCCUCUACUUCCUUCCCAGGGAUGUCACCGGGGAAUCUGAACAACUCUGCUGUACCUCCGCCCCAGAAUUACGCUGCUAACAGCCUCAGAUCACCACAGCAACCUCCCAAAAUGUUCCCAGUUUCAAAUACACCCCCGCCAGGGCCUCCUCAAAUGACAAUGGCAUCAAAUCUGCCCCCAUUAUCUGGGCCUCCUCCAUUUAGUAUGGGUCAGUCACCGAGAGCAGCUGCUCCCAUGGGACCCCCUCCAAUGGCUGGAUUUAUGAAAAAGACUUGAUAGUCGAAAUAUAAUUUAAGAUUUCAAAUUAUUAAAAGAUUACAAAACUUGUGAUAAUAAAUUAUUGCUUUUAAACCAGGUGAUGAGCCAGUGAUGGUUACAAGAAAAUUUAAUUGAUUCUUAAAUAUUUUCAUCUUUAACCUGCAAAUGGGUAAUGCUUUGUUUUAAAUUCAGAAUUGACCAAUAUGGAAUAGGGCAGACAACGAUCAGUCAUGAACGUGCCUGCUUAUCUUGGUCAGCACUGAUGGCAUGGUUAGAAUCAUUUGCAACUAGCAGGUUGAGUGUUAGAGUAAUUGAAUCAGAGUAAUUAAAUAGACAAUAUUGACUAUCACAUACUCAAAUUUAAGCUGUGUCAUCAUACACUCUUACAAUGCUUCAAGGUGAUGUAGGAGAGUUUGGGAAAUUGAACACUUUACUGUUAUGUGCGAAUAACCAGUGUUAAGGACAUGACCGUAUUUUGUAAUAAAGUUGUAAAUAUUGAGUAUUAGCUUGCCUGCUUUUUUUAUGCCACCGCAGCAUCUGCGAUGCGGUGGCAUAUAGCGAUUCACCUGUGUGUGUGUGCGUGUGUUGGUGUGUGUGUUUGUGUGUGUGUUAUAUAGAUUAUAUAGUGAACUUAAAAAAUCUUCUUGUGAAAAACCACGAGUCCAAUUUCAACCAAACUUGGCAGGAUUGUUCCUUGGGUGAAGGGCUUCCAAAGUUGUUCAAAGAAUUUAAUUCCAUGCAGCAAUCUGGUUGCCAUGGCAACCAAAAGGAAUUAUAAGAAUAAAUUUAAAAAAUCUUCUUGUAAAGACCCAAAAGGCAUAGAGCUUAGAUAUUUUGCAUAAGGCAUUGUCUGGUAGACCUCUAACAAGAUUGUUCAAAUUAUAGCCAUGGGGUCAAAAUUGGCCCCGCCCCGGGGGGUCAUUGAUUUUCACUAUGUACAUAUAGUAAAAACUUAAAAUACCUUCUUGUAAAAACCCAAAAGGCCUAGAGCUUAGAUAUUUUGCAUAAGGCAUCGUCUGGUAGACCCUUACCAAGAUUGUUCAAAUUAUAGCCCUGGGGUCAAAAUCGGCCCGCCCCGGGGGUCAUUGGUUUUCCUUAUAUGUAUAUAGUAAAAACUUAUAGUAAAAACUUCAAAAAAAAUUCUUCUAGCAAUUGACAAAUGCUAGAGGUUAGAUAUUUUGCAUGAAACAUUGUGUAGUAAACCUCUAGCAAGAUUGUUCAAAUUAUAGUCCUAGGGUCAAAAUUGCCCCCGCCCUUGGGGUCAUUGAUUUCAAUAUAUACAUAUAGUAAAAAAUAAAUAAUUCUUAUUGUCUGAAGGUACAAGGCUUAGAGCUUUAAUAUUUGUUAAAUAAUAUCAUCUAAAGGUACUCUACAAAAGUUAUUCAAAUUUUGCCUCUUGUGUCAAAAUUAGCGCCGCCCCCGGUGGCCAUAGGUUUUCCUUAUAUAUAUAUAUAUAUAGUAAAAACUUAAAAAAUCAUCUUCUCUAAAUUUACAAAAGCUAGAGUUAAGAUAUUUUGCAUGAAACAUUGUGUAGUGAACCUCUUGCAAGAUUGUUCAAAUUAUAGCCCUGGGGUCAAAAUUGGUUCCGCCCCGGGGGUCAUUGAUUUUCAUUAUGUACAUAUAGUGAAAAGAUAAAAAGUAUUUUUGUCUGAAGGUACAAGGCAUAUAGCUUUGAUGUUUGAUAUAUAAUAUCAUUUAUAGGUUCUCUACCAAAGUUGUUCAAAAUUUUCCCCUGGUGUCAAAAUUGGCCCUGCCCGGGGGCAGUGAUUCUCAUUAUGUACACAUAGUAAAAACAGAAAAUAAAACAAAUGUUUUCUGAAUGGGAGAAAGCUAUAGCUUAGAUUUUUGACUUGAAAUGUUGUUUGGUGGACCUGUAUCAAAAUUGUUUUGAAUUAAACCCUUGGGUCAAAAUUAUGCCUUGCCCAAGGGGACAGUGACCUACUUUCUUGUCCUUUGAUGUACAGCAAUGACAUUUUGACCAUGUGCACAGUUUUAGUUGAAAAAUUGAACUUUGAUAUCAGGUGACCUAGAUUUUGAUGAUGUGACCUACUUUCUUGUCCUUUGAUGUACAGCUAUGAAAUUUGAACCAUGCGGUGGCAUAGCAUUUUUCUCAAAUGCAAUCUUGUUUCACUCAACAUUUAGAACAGUUGACAUUAUCAUAAGAUCUUGCUAAAAUUGUCAUUUUGUCUAGACUUACAUUAGCUUGUCCAUCUUUCAUAACUUAUAGUUCAGACCAUGUUCAGACAGCACAGGUGUGCAGACGGAUCUUGGUCUGCACUGGUUGCAUGGGUAAUAUUAGUUUCGGCAACCAGGUUAACAGUUAAACAACUCUGAGGAAGUGUCACAGUGCAAGAGUGUGGUAUACAAUACUGUAUGAAAUGACAAUGGCUUAAGGAUCAUUAUAUGAGAUUAUAAAUGGUAAAAUGCCAUAUUUGAAAUGCCACCCAAUGACUUCACACAAUGUUAUAUAAAACGAGUGCAAUGUUAAGAAAUAGGUAAUAAUUUUAUCACAAUUUAAACAAGUAGUGAUAAGUCUUAUGAUAUAUAUAUUUAUGAAAAAUAUAUGAUAAUCAACAUUAAUUUUUGUCAGCUCUGUAGGGCAGCUGUUAAAGGGACUCCACUGAGGUUUUUUAACUUGACAGGACUGGAAAUAGAUUUUUGAGAUUAUUGUUUCUUUUGAUGUUUUUCUAGACAAAUAACUUUAUUUUAAAAUCAUUUUCUCAGUCCAUUUUUCCAGUAUAACUAUUCUAAUUGUGAAAAGAAGACCCAAAAUUGAAAAGCGUUGCAAGGGCUUUUUUUACUCAAAUUUUUUUACUCAAAUUGGGCUAAGAAUAGCACAGAAAUAUGAUUUUCACUUUAUUUCAUAGUAUAUUUACUUAACUGUCUUAAGUGUAACUUUCUGUAUGUAAGAAAUUAAUUUUUUUAUGAUUUAGGCUUUUUAACCUCAAUGGAGUUCCUUUAACAGAAUUGUUGAUUUUUAAUAAGAAUGAAAACAGUGUCAUAUAUUUGUUUGUUUUACACUUAAACCUAUGUUCUCAUAUUGAGUUUCGAUUUUCUUUUUAUUUUUGCAUUUUAUGAGAAAAUAUGUUCACUAGUUUGAAGCAGUUUUCCUGUUUUUGUAUGUUAUAAAAAUGGACCAUGCCAUACCAAGUUUUUGAAAAUAUUUCAGCCUGCUUUGAGUUUGUGUUAUUUUCUGAUUUGAUUUGACUUUUAUGAGUUUGAAUUAACUUAAAUGUCUUGUAUGUAUGUAUAUAUUAUUGUUAAUUAUUUAAUUCUUGUUGUUGGCUAUGGUGCAGUGUAUAUUAAUAUAUGAUAAAAAAGUAUCAAAGUUUAUAUAUUUCAGACAUUUUCAUACAUAAUAUGUAUCAGCAUGCAGGAAUCUGUUGAAUAUUAUUUGUUUCAUUUAGAUAUUACAAAAAUCUGUUAAACAGUGAAAAUAAAAAUGUGUUUUUCAGUUGCUGGUGCAGUCUUGUUGGCCAAGUGGUUAAGGGCCACUGACUUUAAACCAUUGGCCUCUCACCCGUCCCUGAAAAUUUGAA
Ruditapes philippinarum (Manila clam) is the source of this 6722-nucleotide messenger RNA. RefSeq names its product phospholipase DDHD2-like. Lineage: Eukaryota; Metazoa; Mollusca; Bivalvia; Venerida; Veneridae. The transcript has 21 exons. Gene Ontology annotation, cellular component: COPII-coated ER to Golgi transport vesicle. Bases 40 to 3201 code for a protein of 1053 amino acids. Gene Ontology annotation, molecular function: metal ion binding; protein binding. The record is from RefSeq and is a predicted model, not a curated record.